Cheilinus undulatus (humphead wrasse) is the source of this 798-nucleotide messenger RNA. Its product is annotated as cysteine-rich venom protein-like. The coding region runs from base 1 to 798 and encodes 265 amino acids. Lineage: Eukaryota; Metazoa; Chordata; Actinopteri; Labriformes; Labridae. The transcript has 8 exons. Gene Ontology annotation, cellular component: extracellular region. The record is from RefSeq and is a predicted model, not a curated record.
AUGGCUCCGUAUUCUUUGAUCUUCGUCUGUGUCUUCAGCCUUUUCGCUGCUGUUCAGGUGCCUGGCACCUCUGCGCUCAUGUUUGUAAGUGCAACUCAAUGCCUCUGUGGUAGUGAAAUCAAAUGGGACUUGGGCCUUCGCUUAAAGCGUAAUGAUGGAGGUAGUGGGGUCUCUUCCUCCGAAAUAACUGAGAUUGUGAACAAACAUAACGAACUGAGGAGAAGUGCGGAGCCUACUGCUAGCAACAUGUUGAAAAUGAGCUGGAACAGUGAAGCUGCAGUCAAUGCUCAUAAAUGGGCCAGCACCUGCUCCAUGAGGCACAGCACAAAAGGCUCCAGGAAGAUCAGCAGCAUGGGCUGUGGAGAGAAUCUGUACAUGUCCAAACAGAGGGAUACCUGGAGCGAUGCUAUUCAGUCCUGGUACGAUGAGGUGAAAGACUGGCAUUAUGGAGAAGGAUCCUUCACUGGGAGGGAUGUUGGGCACUUUACACAGGUUGAUUGGUACAGGUCAAACCAUAUUGGCUGUGGAAUGGCCUAUUGUCCUGACAGCGACUACACAUACUUCUAUGUCUGCCACUACUGCCCACCAGGAAACUAUCAGCUUUAUGAACCCUACAAGAAAGGACCCACCUGUGGUGACUGCCCUGAUGCCUGUGAGGACAAACUGUGCACCAAUCCCUGUGGGUACUUUGACAUGUAUGGCAACUGUGCUGAUCUUAAGAAGAAGUAUGGCUGUCACCACAAGAGUGUGGCUGCCUGGUGUCCUGCCUCCUGCAAGUGCACUACUGAGAUCAUUUAA